UGCUCCGCCACAGCUGUGGAUCUGAUCAGACGCACCAAUUUGAAGGGCAGGCUUUCGAGACUUCGCUGAACAGUGACUUUCGCUUUGCGUGAGCAUCCCGUUUUGCUUUUGUGGUAGACAAAGAGAAAAAAAUAAAAUAAAUACAUAAAUAAAUAAAAGUAAAGAGAAGUAAGCGGCAGCAAUUAGAUCCCCCAGCAGAAGUGACAGCAGGUGUGAAUUCAUGUCUGUAUAUUCACCGCAGAUAUACUGCCCAGUGUUUGUGCCCAGCCGAGAUAUGACUGAGGUGAUGAUCAACAGCACCCCCAUGGAGGACAUGAGGCUCAGCCCCAGCAAGGACAGACUCUCCUUCCAGAUAUUCCCAGACCCCUCGGAUUUUGACCGCUGCUGUAAGCUCAAAGAUCGCCUCCCAUCCAUUGUGGUUGAGCCGACAGAAGGAGAAGUUGAGAGCGGGGAGCUUCGCUGGCCUCCAGAGGAGUUUUUGGUCAGUGAGGAGGAGGAGGAGGACGAAGAGGAAGAAGAGGAACAGAAUAGCAGCAUUCAAAAUGGACAGCCAGCACAGAACUCGCAGCACUAGAGGCUGUGUUAUAGCACCCAUACACUCUUUCUUCUUUCUGAUGGACUGUCCCGUUUCAUACACUGGUUAUACUUCACAUCAGCACUCCAGUUCACUCAACUGACAGAUGCCGUCUCGUUUCCCAUGACACCAAAAAAGAAAAACAAAUCCCUCCACGCGAGAAGCAAUAUGCACACAUAAACACACUUUUAUGACAUCGUAACGUAUCCUCCUGGACUGCAAAUCAAUCAAAAACAGACUUUGAAGAGAUCAGACAAUGCACACCUCUAACCUUCACCUACUUCUUACCACCGUGUGUGUCUCGGCCCAGACCAGAUGUCCUGUUGGACAGCGGCAGCUCAGUGCUCCAUGGACAGGUCUCGCACUGCAGGAUGCUACUACUGCUCUGUACCUAACUUCAAAAUGGCUGGCGUCAUGACCCCAGAGGCUUCCUACUUGUAUGCAGAACUAUUGUGGUACCCGUGGGAAUUAUUGUACAGUACACUGUCAAUGUUUGUGUUCAGAAUCUGGUUUGCUAUGUUAUUAUUAUUAUUGUAAUUGCCACUGCUGUAGACUUGUCUGUUCUGGAGAAGCUGAAACUUUGUGACUUGUCUGUUGAAUGGGUUUUGUGCAAAAUGUUGUUGGGAAUGUUUUGGUUUUGGGA
Pundamilia nyererei is the source of this 1217-nucleotide messenger RNA. RefSeq names its product LBH regulator of WNT signaling pathway (gene lbh). Gene Ontology annotation, biological process: positive regulation of DNA-templated transcription. The transcript has 3 exons. Gene Ontology annotation, cellular component: nucleus. NCBI's taxonomy places the organism in Eukaryota, Metazoa, Chordata, Actinopteri, Cichliformes, Cichlidae. The record is from RefSeq and is a predicted model, not a curated record. Bases 221 to 574 code for a protein of 117 amino acids.